AUGCCUGCACGACCUACCGUGUCAUUUCGAUUUGAUGACUACUCAACCCCAUUGGUCACACAUGGCAAAUCCAGCGGCGCCUUUUACUUUGAAACAAACCGCGCCAGGUCGCCCUUGCGUGCGUACUCGAGAAUACAGAUCGUCCGAACGCUUCUCAUUGCGGCGAUUGCUUUCAUCGCUGAGUGUCGAUUUCUAUCAGAUGGCUCGAUGCUGUCAGGUACGGUGGUCUUCUUCGGAACUUCUUCCAAGAGGUAG
Molecule: messenger RNA, 255 nt
Organism: Phytophthora nicotianae INRA-310
Lineage: Eukaryota; Oomycota; Peronosporomycetes; Peronosporales; Peronosporaceae
Exons: 2
Coding region: 1-255 (84 amino acids)
Source: RefSeq, a predicted model, not a curated record